Desarmillaria tabescens is the source of this 612-nucleotide messenger RNA. RefSeq lists its product as uncharacterized. Bases 1 to 612 code for a protein of 203 amino acids. The transcript has a single exon. Lineage: Eukaryota; Fungi; Basidiomycota; Agaricomycetes; Agaricales; Physalacriaceae. The record is from RefSeq and is a predicted model, not a curated record.
AUGAGAAACGAUCAUGUGAAGAUGAAGAUGCCCAAGAAGCCCCUGUCACCAUGCCAGGCUUGUGGCAGCCCUGAACACUGGAACAAAGAAUGUCCUGACUGGGAUUUCUUCCUUACACUACAACAGAAGUUGGCUCAUGUAGGUGAAGCAGUGGGAACAGAUGACCUGACAGAACAGGCAUAUCAAGCUUCAUAUCAAAUCCUGCUGUCAGAAAGGCUAGCAUCCUUAGAUAAACCAGAUUUUGAAUCAGCAACUCAAGAAGUAUCCCAAAGGGAAAAAGCUACUGAGUGUAAGACCGAGACUGUGAAGUUGGAGGAAGGGAAGAAGGUUUCCAAGGUUUCCAAGAAAGUAACAGUAGAAGAAGUCGAGAAGGAAGACAAUUUAUUACAGAACAAUUUUCCUCCAGCCUGGAACUUCAUUCUAGAAGAAGUAGAACAACAAAUGGAAACAGGAGAAGUGAGGGAGAUGUAUCAUUCCUCCACAGAGGCAUGUCUCAUUUUUGACUGGCAAGAAUAUCCUCCACCUCCUCUGGAGUCGACUCCCUUUGUCCUGUGUGCUAAGAGAAAACAUCCACCAGGCCUGUCAGCACAGAGGUGUCCAUACUAUCUGUGA